GCAUAUUCUGCGCUCGUAGCGAAUAUGUAGAGCUGGUUCCUACUGUUCUUAGCAUUGUCUGCUCUACUGUUUUGUGGUACAAUAAUCAGUACGGUACUUUCUGCUUGAGACGUUUGAAAUGAGAAUUUAAGGAACCAGAAAGCUGCAUGAAGAUUCCAGAGCUGUGUCAUUCGCUUCACAAGGACCUACUUUCCAGUCUAUGCAACAUCUAGCUCGUUUCCAGGUUGACUCUGACAAGCGGGAUAUCAGCUCGACUCGAAUCUCAAGAAGCUGUUGAAGUUUUGGUCUCACUGCUUUCGACUACCUUCCUCAGUACAUUUCCCGACGACCUCAAUCUUAGAGAUGGCCUCAUCUGUGCGUUCGUUCAUGGCUACCGGCUUGGUUGUAGCCGUAGUUAUGUGCACUUUAGGAGUCGCCACGGCACAUAAUGGCCAUCACCAUGGUCCAGCUGCAGCUCCAAAGGCCGCAGCUCCGAAGGCUGCAUCCGCCUCUGGACUUCUGCCUUCUUCUAUCUUGGCGAACUUGGUCCUCGGGUUAAUUGGUUUCGCUGCUGCUCGAUACCUUUGACACUCGACAGCAUGUCUGCUGCAAUCAUAGAUGACUGCGGUGGAUGACAUCAGAUCAGCCCAUGAUGGCGAAUUCUUUUCUGCAAUGACGCAUGAAUGCUCCUACACGAAAGCAUUUUUCUAAACGGCUUUAUAAUAGUAUUGCUUUUCAUUAAUAGCUCAACUCUUUCGAUGAUUGAAAUAGAAAAUUAAAUAUUGGUGGUAAGUAUUAGAUUCGAUAGGAAGAGUCCGUCAAGCGAAGAUAACAGUCGAAAAUUCCAUAGUUUCCAGCAGGAGCUCAGAUUCUGUAUGUGAAGAGUGCCAGAUGCUCACAAGCCAAAAGAGUAGAACAUCUGCACAUAAUAAGCUGAGACAGGAGUUGAGUGUGAGUUCAUUAUUUGUCAUGUUAUUCAUGGCAAUGCGGUGUUAUCAGAUUGCUCUAGGUUCCUUUCAUGGUAAACUCUAGGCUAAAGCUAGUUGAAGACUGGUGAUGUUCAUCCUUUCCAUGUUCGCACCUGAAUAAAGCUUAGCUGGAUAAAACCUAUUGCAAGG
This is a messenger RNA of Marchantia polymorpha subsp. ruderalis, 1097 nucleotides long. Lineage: Eukaryota; Viridiplantae; Streptophyta; Marchantiopsida; Marchantiales; Marchantiaceae. The record is from the annotation of a GenBank genome assembly.